AUGGCUGUGGUUUCCAAUAGGCUGGUUUUUACAGGCUCGAAACCAUCUCAAAAAUUUUCAGAGGCUAUGCAUGCACAAAAAUUGGAGUCAUCUUUUGUGGGUGAGAGCUCUAAGCUCAAGAAAGUGAACGGAUGUCUGUCGCGGAGUCAAGAUCGGCCUGUUUUGGUUAUCUCUCCGGAAUCUGUCCAGGAAGAUAUCGCUUAUUGGAGCCAACAUGUUUUGAUCUGCAAGUUCUUGGGUAUUCGGAUUCCUCUCUCGGCAUUAGAAUCUUGGAUCCGUCGAACCUGGCAUGUUGAGGGGGAUUUUGAUUUAUUGGUAGCUGCAAAUGGCUAUUUCAUGGUCGAUUUUUCUAGUAUCUCGGACCGUAAUCGUGUUUUUGAAGGAGGGCCAUAUUUUUACAAUCAUGUUGGCUUGUUCAUUAAGCCCUGGCAUAGUGGUUUUAAUGCGACAGAAGAUCUUCCUACUCGGGUUCCUGUUUGGGUGCGUCUUCCAUGGCUGCCGUUGGAGUUUUGGAGAGAGGAUAUUCUACUUCGGAUUGCUGCUCUGUUGGGGAAACCGGCUGCCAUUGCUCAAAAUACUUUGGAGAAAAAGAUUCAACCGCUUGGUUAUGAGUCCCUCCCUUUUCGUUGCCGCUUCUGUCACGAGUAUGGCCACCUUCAGCGCCAGUGUCCUCGGGCACCCAAAGCUGCUGGGGUGUCUUCUUCUCCUUCUUCUGGGCCCUCGGUGGAGAAAGGGGAUAAAGGGAAGGAAUCUGGGGUUGAGGGUGGGCCUGAUAAGGAUGGCUUUAUCCCUAUUAAGCAGAGAAAUAAAGGGAGGGGGCACAAGCGGGCCUUUAAGGAUAGUCAGAAUGAUCAGGGUUUCAAUCGGUUUGAGGUCCUGGAUAAUCAGGCUGUGGAGGAAGGGAUUCCUGUUGAGCUUUCUGCUGGGGCCUCUGGUAUGGAUGUUGGGAUGGAUACAGGGCUGGAGAAAGCGAUUGUUGUGCAGAAUUCGUCUUCGGCAUUGGUGCAGGGGAGUUCGGAGCCUCCUGGGGCCUCUGUAGAUGUGCAGGAUGAUAUUGUUUUAGCAGAUUUGGCUAAGGCAGUGUUUUCUUCAGGCAAAGGGCGAGGAUCGUCUCCUUCCUUGGGGGUGUUGCAACGCCCUCUCAAGAAGGGACAUUUUGAAUUUUCUUCGAAAGUUGGUCGUAAGAAGGAUGCAGACAAGCUUAAAUCUCCUGGGGAUCUUUUGGAAACUAAGCUUAUGGUGGAUCUCAUGUUUCAACAUGCUCCUUGUAUUUGGUUUUCUGGCCAGUGUCAGUGUAUUGGAUCUAGGGGAACCUCUGGGGGUCUGGCUCUUUUCUGGGAUCCUCGUAAGGUUGUCCCUCAUUGGUGGAUUUCCAGCCAGUCUGCUAUUUCUAUGGUGGCCUCGAUUUUGGAAUCUGGUGAGACUAUUUUGGUUAGUAAUGUUUAUGCUCCAAUUGAUAUUCGUGGUAAAUCCCAGCUUUGGGCUCAUAUCAGGUAUGUUAGGUCCUGUGCUCCCUUUCUACCUUGGAUUUUAGCUGGUGACUUCAAUGUUGUGUUGAGCUUGGAGGAGAAAAGGGGAGGGCUGCCUAGGCUUGGCCCUGCUUCAGAUAUGUUUCGGACUAAUGUGGACUCUCUAGCAUUGAUGGAUGUAAAACCCUCUAAUGGAAUUUUCACUUGGAAUAAUAGACGGAGUGGGCCUGAAGCGAUUGCCCAGCGGCUUGAUCGUUUCCUUGUCUCUUGCUCUUGGGUUAGAGGUAUCUUGGUCAUUUUCUUUGAGAUUCUUGACUGGCGUGGCUCUGAUCAUUGGCCAAUUAAGUUUUCGACUUCAGCUUUUCCAAAUCCUAAGAACCCCCCUUUCAAAUUCCAGCUCAUGUGGUUGCGUGAUCCGUCUUUAGGUGAUCUUGUGGCUCAAUGGUGGCGGGAUGGCGCCCCUGCCUAUGGUACAUCUAUGUAUUCUCUGGUUAAGAAAUUGCAAUAUGUUAAGUUUCAUCUUAAGCGAUGGAAUAGGUUGAGUUUUGGUAAUUUUCGGGCUAGGAAAAGAGAAGCGCUGGACCGCCUUGCUGUGAUUACCCGUCAGAUUCGGGAUUUGGGCUUCUCGGAGGCUCUUGGGCAUGCUGAAUCCCAGGCUCUGAAAUUGGUGGAAGAGUGGGAGCUCUCUCGUCGAAAUAAGUGCUUUAUCUCUUCUCUUGUUAACUCUGAGGGUAUUUCAAUCUCUGCUCAACAUGCUCUGUCUAGAGAGGCUCGUCAGUACUACUCUAAUCUUUUCACUGAGGAUUCUGUACCUGCUGAGGCUGAUGAAAAUAGAGUCCUUGCUUGUAUUCCUUCUUUAAUUUCUAAUGAGGUGAAUGCUUCUCUUAUUCGCCCAGUGACUCUGUCUGAAGUGGAGGAGGUGGUGUUUGGGAUGAACAAAGGGAAAGCCCCUGGCCCUGACGGGUUCCCAGUUGAGUUUUUCCAGGACUUUUGGGAUAUUGUGAAGCAGGAUUUGUUAGAGGUGGUUUGUGAGUCUCUUCAUAGUAAGCAGAUGCUUCGUGCCUUGAAUGCUACUUUUUUGGUUCUCAUUCCUAAGAAGGAAGGUGCUGACAAACUUGAUCUCUUUAGACCUAUUGCACUCUGUAAUGUGGCGUAUAAGAUUAUUACGAAGUUGAUGGCUGAGAGACUCAAAUCUUGUUUUCCAAUGAUUAUUUCUGAGGAGCAAGGCGGCUUUGUGGCUGGGCGGCAAAUUCUGGAUGGGGUGGUGGUUGCAUCUGAAGCCAUUCAUUCCAUGGCUACUUCUCAGGAGAGGUCUAUGUUUAUCAAGUUGGAUAUGGCCAAAGCCUAUGAUAGAGUUAAAUGGAGUUUUCUUCAGAAGAUUCUGUUGGCCUUUGGUUUUUCCUCUGAUUGGGUGAGUUGGGUGUUGAGUUGUGUGACUUCUUCCUCCUUUUCGGUUAUUAUGAAUGGGGAGCCUUCUGAGCUUUUUGGGGCUACUAGGGGUCUUCGUCAGGGGGAUCCGCUCUCUCCUUAUUUGUUUAUUAUUCUGGCUGAGGGGCUUGGCCGUCUUCUUAAAUCUCAGGUUUCUCAUGGCUUGAUUCAUGGUUGGCAGUGGGGGAUGGGCUUGCCUACACUUUCUCAUCUCCAAUUCGUGGAUGAUACCUCUCUUAUGGGUCUGGCUCGUAUUAGGGAGGCUAAUUCCUUCAGGAAAACUUUGGACAUCUACCUUGCGGCUUUGGGCCAGAGAGUCAAUGAGCAAAAGUCUUCUAUUUUCUUCUUUAAUACUCCUCAAGCUAUCCAGCAUAGGAUUGCUGCCAUUCUACGGUUUCAAAUUGGAACUCUUCCCUUUGUUUAUUUGGGUAUUCCUCUUACUGUUGGCCGUCUGCCCAGAUCUUCUUGGCAGCAGUUGCUUGAUAAGCUUAGGAGAAAGGUUUCUCAUUGGACCCAUCGUUGGUUGUCUUCUGCAGCUAGAUUGACUCUUCUUAAGUCUGUCAUCCAGGCCCUUCCCAUCUACAGGUGCUUUGUUCAAGCGGCUCCUAUGUAUUUCCUUAAGGAAUUUGAUGCUCUUUCUCGUCAAUUUCUUUGGAGCGGUAAUUUAUUGUCUUCAAAAUGGAGCCUUGUUAAGUGGGAAUCAGUGUGUAGACCUAAGCAAGAAGGGGGUCUUGGUUUACGCUCUGCUAUUUUGAAUGGAAAAGCUCUUGCUGCUAAGCUUUACUGGCGUUGGUGCACCCAUCAGCACCAGUUAUGGGCUCGUAUUCUCAACCUUAAAUAUCUUCGGGGUGUUGCUUCUUUUGAGGUCCCUCGCUAUCCUCUGGAGGGGGGUGGUUCUAUGAUCUGGCAUACUUUGAAAGUGGGGGUGCAGUUGAUUAAGGAUGCUCUUUUUUGGAUCUGUCAUUCGGGUUCACAGGCUCUUUUUUGGUUAGAUUCCUGGGAUGGUCACCCUCCUAUUCUUUCUUCUUUUCCUCAUCUCCAGCCUCUGUCUGAGGUUUUUAGCGCAGCUGGCUGGGAUACUGUGGAGCACUAUAAGGUGGCACAACAUGAUGGUUUGGUUCUUCGGUUUCGUUGGAAGCACCCUUCUGAGUGGCCUCCAGGAGGGUCUGAGGGGGAUAGGUGUGAGCUUUCCCAACUUUUGGCUUCCUGUGCUUGUAAUUCUUUGAGAGGAACUGAUGUUUUGGCUUGGGAUGGUUCAGACUUGUCUGGAAAGUACUCUGUGGUUGCUGGUUAUAAACAGAUUGGUAGGCAGUUGUUUGGGGACAUUGAGGUCCCUUGGUGGAAGCAUGUUUGGCACAAGUUGUCAUGGCCCAAGUGCAACUUCUUUAUGUGGUUAGUGGCCCAAAAUCGGUGUCUCACUUGGGAUAAUUUAUGUAAGCGUGGUUUUCAAGGCCCUUCUAUGUGUGUUUUGUGUCAAGGUUGUGAAGAGAGUGUAUCCCAUAUCUUCUUCCAAUGCUCCUAUGCUAGGGAGAUUUGGCACUUCUGGUGGGGAGUGUGGAAUACGACCUGUUGGCAUGUUUCCUCUUUGGUGGAAUUUUGGGAACGAUGGGGAAGGGCCCCUGUUUCUACUUCCUUUCUCCAGGCUGCUUGGGCCAUUGGGCCUUCCUUUAUUAUCUGGAAUCUUUGGUUGGAGAGGAAUAGGCGGAUCUUUCAAGAUUUGCAGCUGAUGGCUCCUCACCUUUGGAGGAAAAUUUUACACUCCUUAGGGGGAACUAUUGUGGCUAAGUGUGAUAUGACUAUGCGGGUGGACCCUCAGGAUGUUGAUUGUUGUAAUCGCCUUCAUCUUCCUCCUCCGCAACGACAACUCAUGCGUAACAGGUGUAGGCAUCCUACCCCAAAGGUGAAUAGGGAGGGAAGAUGGUCCCCUCCUCCCUUGGGAGUCCUAAAAAUCAACUCGGAUGGCUCUUCUCGUGGUAAUCCUGGUCAUGCUGGCAUUGGAGGUGUGGGCCGUGAUAGCUCAGGGGAUGUUCAGUUUAUUUUCUCUGAGUAUAAGGGUCUUCAUAUGAAUAAUCUUAUGGAGGCUCGGGCUAUUUUAGUGGCUAUGGAGCGGGCCAAUCAGUUGGGUUGGCGAAGGAUCAUAUGUGAGUCUGACUCCCAGGUUGUGGUGAACUUACUGAAAAGGCAGUAUAUGGAUAAUGUGAGCUGGCAGCUGGCCUUGAUUGUUGAACAAAUUCUCACUCUCUGUGCAUCUCUGGAGCAUGUUACUUUCAACCAUAUUCCCCGUGAAUGGAAUGGUGUGGCUGAUUGCUUGGCUAAAUGGGCUUCCGAUCAUAUGCAUGAUUGGAAUUUGGUGGAUCGGGGCCAUCUGCCCCCGGAUUUGUCUCAUCAAUUGGAUCACUUGGUUGAUCUUGAUAGGGCCAUUUAA
Molecule: messenger RNA, 5322 nt
Organism: Cryptomeria japonica (Japanese cedar)
Lineage: Eukaryota; Viridiplantae; Streptophyta; Pinopsida; Cupressales; Cupressaceae
Exons: 4
Coding region: 1-5322 (1773 amino acids)
Molecular function (GO): nucleic acid binding; zinc ion binding; RNA-DNA hybrid ribonuclease activity
Source: RefSeq, a predicted model, not a curated record